AUGAGCCGCCAGGUGGUCCGCUCCAGCAAGUUCCGCCACGUGUUUGGACAACCGGCCAAGGCCGACCAGUGCUAUGAGGACGUGCGCGUGUCACAGACCACCUGGGACAGUGGCUUCUGCGCUGUCAACCCCAAGUUCGUGGCCCUGAUCUGUGAAGCCAGCGGGGGAGGGGCCUUCCUGGUGCUGCCCCUGGGCAAGACUGGACGUGUGGACAAGAACGCGCCCACGGUCUGUGGCCACACGGCCCCCGUGCUGGACAUCGCCUGGUGCCCGCACAACGAUAACGUCAUUGCCAGCGGCUCUGAAGACUGCACGGUCAUGGUGUGGGAGAUCCCCGACGGGGGCCUGGUGCUGCCCAUGCGGGAGCCCGUGGUCACGCUGGAGGGCCACACCAAGCGAGUGGGCAUCGUUGUCUGGCACCCCACAGCCCAGAACGUGCUGCUCAGCGCAGGUUGUGACAACGUGAUCCUGGUGUGGGACGUGGGCACCGGGGCGGCGGUGCUGACGCUGGGCGCGGACGUGCACCCCGACACCAUCUACAGCGUGGACUGGAGCCGGGACGGCGCCCUCAUCUGCACCUCGUGCCGGGACAAGCGCGUGCGCCUCAUCGAGCCCCGCAAAGGCACCGUGGUGGCUGAGAAGGACCGUCCGCACGAGGGGACCCGGCCCGUGCGGGCUGUGUUCGUGUCCGACGGGAAGAUCCUGACCACGGGCUUCAGCCGCAUGAGCGAGCGGCAGGUGGCGCUGUGGGACACGAAGCACCUGCAGGAGCCGCUGUCCCUGCAGGAGCUGGACACCAGCAGCGGCGUCCUGCUGCCCUUCUUCGAUCCCGACACCAACAUCGUCUACCUCUGUGGCAAGGGCGACAGCUCCAUCCGCUACUUCGAGAUCACUGCCGAGGCGCCGUUCCUGCACUAUCUCUCCAUGUUCAGCUCCAAGGAGUCGCAGCGCGGCAUGGGCUACAUGCCCAAGCGCGGCCUCGAGGUGAACAAGUGCGAGAUUGCCAGGUUCUACAAGCUGCACGAGCGCAAAUGUGAGCCCAUCGCCAUGACGGUGCCCAGAAAGUCGGACCUGUUCCAGGAGGACCUGUACCCGCCCACGGCAGGGCCUGACGCUGCCCUCACGGCCGAGGAGUGGCUGGGGGGCCGGGAUGCUGGGCCCCUCCUCAUUUCCCUCAAGGAUGGCUACGUGCCCCCAAAGAGCCGGGAGCUGAGGGUCAACCGGGGCCUGGACACCGGGCGCAGGAGGACGGCACCGGAGGCCAGUGGCGCUCCGAGCUCGGACGUCGUGUCCCGGCUGGAGGAGGAGGUGAGGAAGCUCCAGGCCACGGUGCAGGAGCUCCAGAAGCGCUUGGAUAGGCUGGAGGAGACAGUCCUGGCCAAGUAG
Messenger RNA from Pipistrellus nathusii (Nathusius's pipistrelle), 1386 nucleotides. The record is from the annotation of a GenBank genome assembly. Lineage: Eukaryota; Metazoa; Chordata; Mammalia; Chiroptera; Vespertilionidae.